Molecule: messenger RNA, 1218 nt
Organism: Exophiala oligosperma
Lineage: Eukaryota; Fungi; Ascomycota; Eurotiomycetes; Chaetothyriales; Herpotrichiellaceae
Exons: 2
Coding region: 1-1152 (383 amino acids)
Source: RefSeq, a predicted model, not a curated record
AUGGCUACUUCAGAAGCAGGCGCUGGCUCCAGGGCCAAGUCGACAGCUCAUACCACGUCGCGCGACACUCUCACGGAGAGAAAGUCACAUGAUUCCUUGAAUGCUAAACAUGGUUCCGACCUGGACGUUCCUCACCUUGCGGACGAGACUGACGAAAUCGACAAAGUGCUAAACUGUUUGCGAGAUAUGACCACUUCUCAGUCGCGCAGUUUCCCAGAUGAGAAACCACGCGAGUACCAGCUGUCCAAGGAGUCCUGGUUCAAAUUCUCUACGGAUCCUUUUGUCGAAUCUUGCCGAGAAGAGCACAAAUUCAGAAUUUCGUACGACGCCUACAGAUCCGUCCUCACUGUCUUCCCAAUGCCAGGUGCAAUACACCGUGGUCUUCAGGCCUGGGCCCAAAAAGUCGCAAUCUUCAGCUCAACCACGUGGCCUCCCGAAAUACGCGACCGACAUUAUGUGCAAAUUGGGGCCGACGUGACCUGCAUGGAAGAAGGAGAUUACAAAUGUUCGGAAAAAGACCCAGACAUUGAUAUUGCGUGGACGGAUGACGAAGGAGACCUCGAUUCGCACACCGUUGUGGAGAUUGGCGUUUCUCAAACCCUCCAAAGUCUUCAUCACGUCCGAGAUUUGUACUUGAUGGGGAACCGACAUAUCCACAGAGUCAUUCUACUCAAAGUAGAAGAGACUCCAAGAUUCAAGGGCGCCAGACUGAUGGACAUCGACUUCAAGAGAUGGGAGGAAUCUCUGCGAAGAGAUUACAGAAUGAGUUCGGUUCAAGGACCACUCUACUGUCAGGAUGUCUUGUGCGUGGGGGCCAUCAAGGUUUUCUGCGAGGUUUGGGAACGGAAUCCGCGGACCGGACAGGUGUUGCAGGUGUUCGGGGAUCAAAUCAUCCCAUUCUCAGAGGAUCGUCAGCUCCCAAUCCCUUUCUUCAGACUACCCCCUGAAAUUGGUACCGCCAUCGAGCCCAUUACAAUCAAGCCUGCAGACGUCGAGGACCUCUCACGUAGGCUUUUGAGACCGAUGAUCCGGCAGCAGGCGACGAAGCGAAUAAUGGUGGCUGCAGACUCCAAAAGAAUUGCAGAUCAGGAGGAACUCGAACUCGCCACUCAGAAAGAUGAGGCGCAGAGAUUGAGAGACGAGGAAAACUAGGCACGGGACGAUCGCCGCAGAGACCGUUCAAGACUACGACGCGAACUGGUCUAAUGUACGUAGUUG